Molecule: messenger RNA, 1314 nt
Organism: Eucalyptus grandis
Lineage: Eukaryota; Viridiplantae; Streptophyta; Magnoliopsida; Myrtales; Myrtaceae
Product: aspartic proteinase CDR1-like
Exons: 1
Coding region: 1-1314 (437 amino acids)
Biological process (GO): proteolysis
Cellular component (GO): extracellular region
Molecular function (GO): aspartic-type endopeptidase activity
Source: RefSeq, a predicted model, not a curated record
AUGGAAGCCUCUCUCAAAUUCCAUUCCCUUCUUUCCUUCGCCCUGGUUCUUGCACUCUCGAUUCCAUGUGAAUCCGCUUCCGGCGAUGGCUUCACCUUGGAGCUGGUCCACCGCGAGUCGCAGAAUUCCCCAUUCUACAACCCGGCCGACACCCGGUACCAGCACGUAACCAACGCGAUCCGCCGGUCCAUUUCCCGCGUCAAGCGCCUCGACCCGAGCUCCGUCAAUGCCCCGGGCACGCCCUCCGCGGUGAUCGUCUCCAACAACGGGGAGUACCUCAUGAACGUCAGCCUCGGGACCCCGAAAUCGUCCAUCCUGGGGAUCGCCGACACGGGGAGCGAUCUCAUAUGGACGCAGUGCGCGCCGUGCACGGACUGCUUCAAGCAGGCGAGCCCGAUCUUCGAACCGAACAAGUCCUCGACGUACAAGGCCGUCUCGUGCCGCGCGUCGCAGUGCGGCGUGAUCGACCAGACCUCGUGCGGCGGGGGGCAAUGCCAGUAUUCCUACUCGUACGGCGAUAGUUCGUACACCAUUGGAAACCUAGCCACCGAGACCUUCGCCCUAGGUUCCUCCUCCGGCGGGGCCACGAGCUUCCCCAGGGUGGUCUUCGGCUGUGGACGCCAAAACGGCGGGAACUUUGACGAUAAAGUGGACGGAAUCAUCGGGCUCGGCGGCGGCCCAGCCUCGCUCGUAACCCAACUGGGGACAGCCACCGGCGGGAGAUUCUCCUAUUGCCUGGUGCCCUUCUACUCGGAUGGCGGAAAAUCUAGCAAGUUGAACUUCGGGGCCGAUGCCGCGGUCGCCGGCCGGGGCACCGUCUCCACCCCUCUUAUCCAGAAGGAGCCAGAGACUUUCUACUACCUAACCCUAGAAGCGGUGAGCGUCGGCGAGACGAGGAUAGAAUUCAGCUCCGGCUCUUCCCCUUCCGAGGACGAAGGGAACAUCAUCAUCGACUCGGGCACCACCCUGACGCUGCUGCCCCAAGAUUUCUACAAGAAGAUCGAAGCCGCCGUGGUCAAGCAGGUCAAGCUGACCCGCACGGCCGACCCGACUCAGGUCCUCAGCCUCUGUUACAGUGCCACGACGGAUGAGGGGCUCGGCAUUCCUCCGGUGACCUUCCACUUCAAGGGCGCGGACGUGGAGCUGAAUCCGGGGAACUCCUUUGUUCGGGUUGCCGAGAACGUCAUAUGCUUCGCGGUGUCCUCGGGCGAUCUGUCCAUCUACGGCAACUUGUCGCAGAUGGACUACUUGGUCGGAUACGACACCCAGAACUCGAAGUUGUCCUUCAAGCCCGUCGAUUGCAGCUCGAACUGA